Messenger RNA from Linum trigynum, 1148 nucleotides. Lineage: Eukaryota; Viridiplantae; Streptophyta; Magnoliopsida; Malpighiales; Linaceae. The record is from the annotation of a GenBank genome assembly.
UUUUCCUCCAUCACUUGAAACCAACAAAACCCAAACAAAACAACCCUCCGAAAUCUCCUCCAACAAGUUAAAUCAGAAUCAUGGCUUCUUCUUCCAAAUUCUUCCUCGUUGCUCUCGUCCUCGCCGUCACAUUGUGCAACAUGGGAAAUGGAAUGGCGGCACGACAGCUCCUCCAGCUGCCCAAACCCGGCGCAUUGCCUCCUAUGCCCACCAUCCCAUCUCUGCCUCAGCCCACCCUGCCGCUACCAAAUCUGCCGUCCGGAGGAGGAUUACCACCGCUCCCCAGCGCCGGCGCCGCCAUGCCCACCAUCCCAUCUCUGCCAACCGGAGGAGCAUUGCCACCACUUCCCAGCGCCGGCGCCAUGCCCACCCUGCCGUCCGGAGGAGGAUUGCCGCCACUCCCCAGCGCCGGUGCCAUUCCCGCCAUGCCCACCAUUCCUUCCAUGCCAAAGGUUUCUCUGCCGCCGCUGCCUAGCGGUUUUCCUACCAUUCCUUCCAUCCCCGGCCUUACCCCGGCAGGCCCUGGCAACUGAUCAGUGAAGUAGUACACGAAGUUGGUGGAUGUCUUGCGAUUUCUUGUGUAGAGGGCUCAUUGUUUGUUUUUUGUGGUCUGGUUGUUGUUUGAGUUUCUUGGCUUGUAUAUUUUUGUUCACACUAUUGUAUGCAUCACUUGUAUCAUUUGUCUGUUUCAUUAUGCUACUUUUGAGUUUCCAGCACUUCAUUAUAUAUGUUACUUCUACAUAUGAUUUUCAUUGCAUUUCUCAUUUAUGGUAAUGUGACAAGAUAAGUAGAUAGAUUGUCAAUACAAGCCAUACUCGAAGCGUUGAAACUGGUAGCUGACGCAACACGACCUCAAUUAAAAUGAUGGUCAAAAGUACUAAUUAUUAAUCAAUGAUGGUCAAAAGUACUAAUUAUUAACCACGUUAAAUCAAUGAUGGUCAAAAGUACUAAUUAUUAACCAUGUUUUUUGGAAUCCUGUUGUCGGUCACCGCAAUAUACUAUUUGUGGUCGGAAUCCUCCCACCUUGAUCGGAAUAUGCUAACCAUCACUGGAAUAUGCUAACCAUCGCCGAAAUAUGUCGUGGUCAGAAUAUGCUUACCGGCGCCAUAAUCUGGUCAUCGGCACCGAAAUAUACUUAUCGGCAUCGG